Molecule: messenger RNA, 2117 nt
Organism: Marasmius oreades (fairy-ring Marasmius)
Lineage: Eukaryota; Fungi; Basidiomycota; Agaricomycetes; Agaricales; Marasmiaceae
Exons: 14
Coding region: 224-1696 (490 amino acids)
Molecular function (GO): monooxygenase activity; heme binding; oxidoreductase activity, acting on paired donors, with incorporation or reduction of molecular oxygen
Source: RefSeq, a predicted model, not a curated record
UUUUUCACCACCAUGUAGUUCCGACUGCUUAACGUUCAAGAGAGCAAAAAACUCAAGAAAUACAAGCGGAUCUUUUUAAAGUGUUUGAAAGUCAUAGAACCCGGUUAGGAGGAGGCGCCGCGGAAUCUGGGAAUCUAGCUUACCAUUGUCGGAAUUCUAAACGUCGUGUCAUGAGGUUCAUGGUGGUCCAAGUCGUGACCAGCGUCGCAUUAAACCCACCAUUAUGCUCGUACUCAGUCGAGUCGACCUCGCUGUCACGGCCUUCUCCCUCAUUCUGUUUUCUUCUUUAUAUCUCAUCAAGCGGCGAAGCGCUCUCAACGCUCUUAGAGGCCCACGUGCUUCGUCUUAUCUGUUGGGCCAUGAGCACGAUUUACGAACGAAGAGAGUCGAUGAAGUCUUAUUCCAAUGGUCAAAGGAGUAUGGAACAGCUUAUAAACUUCCCGGCUGUUUUGGAGAAAACGUACUGGUGAUAUCAGAUCCACGAGCGAUACACCGUGUACUUCAAGAAUCGUUGCAAGAUUAUCCUGAAGCUGCAGAUCUUAGGAGACUGAUCAAGAUGAUCUUUGGGAGAGGGGUACUUUGGGUGAAAGGGGAAGAUCAUAAAAGACACCGAAGAGUAUUGAGUCCCGCCUUCUCAAUGGAUCACAUGCGACAGUUCCUUCCCUUGUUCCAGAGUCAUGUCAACUACCUCUCAGAGAAAUGGGACAACGCACUUCAGGGCAAAAGUCAAACCAUCGAUGUGAUACCAUGGCUCCAUAAAAUGACGCUUGACAUCGUUGGAGAAAGCGCAUUUAACUACCACUUCGAUGCCCUCGAAGGCAAACCAAACGAGCUAACGAAAGCGCUCUAUGACAUCGAGAAACUCGGCGAAGAUUCCUCUCCAACAAUAACACUAGCUCAGGCCAUCAUGCGGUACAUCCCAGAGUCAGUCUCAUCGUGGCAGGGGGAUCACUUCCCGAUGUCCACGGAGAAGGUGAUUAAACGGUAUCUGCGACUAUCGACUGAGAGAGCGAGAGAGGUUCUGAAGGAGGCUGGGUUGUACUUGGAUCAUCGUACUGUUGACAAUGGGAAUGACGGAGCGCCGGCGAUCGGGACGGGAAGGGAGAAGGACAUUCUCAGUAUCCUUGUACGUGCGAAUUGGGUAGAAGAUCCGAGGAAGAGGUUGAGUGAAGAGGAGAUAUUGGCGCAGAUGUCCACUCUCAUUCAAGCUGGCCACCAUACCACGGGAUAUACUCUAUCAUGGAUACUCUACGAGCUCGCAGCUCAUCCAGAAGAUCAGGCGAAGGUGUAUGAGGAGAUCAAGCAACUCCGGGAAAGAAACCCGGAGGGUUUUACCAGCUCAGAAUAUGAUUCGAUGAAUCAUUUUACUUUGGUUAUCAAGGAAGCCCUACGUUUUCGUCCUGUAGUACCCACGCUUGAAAGGGAAGCAUCGAAAGACGACGUUCUCCCUCUCGAAUUCCCCAUUUUUUGUAAGGAUGGAAAAAGGAUUGAAGCAGUACCGAUUGGAAAGGGACAGAGGAUUAAGGUGGAUAUCUCGACUUAUAACAGAUUACAGAAUAUAUGGGGAGAAGAUGCGAAUUCGUGGAAUCCUAAACGGUUCGAGGUGAUCGACUCGAGCACGAAGACGAAAACACAAGUCGGAUUAUUCGCGAACCUCUUGACGUUUAGUGGCGGGCCGAAAGGUUGUAUCGGGUGAGUAACUCAGCAUAUUUGGUUCUUUCUUCCCCUACGCCGGCCACUCACUAAUUAUCCUUUAUAGCUGGCGAUUCGCCGUAAUGGAAAUCCAAUCUAUCAUAACGGGUUUACUCGAACGAUACGAGUUUUCUAUCUCUCCGGAUGUGAAAAUCGAAGCAGGAGGUCCAGGAUUAGUCACUUUGGUAAAGCCUUCGGUCGAAGGGAAGGAUAUAGAAGGGGUUGCGCAGCUUCCUUUGAAGGUGACACCCAGGGCUACUAUGGCUUGAGUGGAAGUUGAAAGAAUAAGUACUAUGAUGGCCCGGGCUCCAGUAACUGCGUGCCUUCCAUCCGUGGAUUCUCGGUUGUCGGUUCUUGUAACUUUAACGAUAUGUGUACUCGCUACACGCCACGCAUCAAUCAUUUAAAUCUUGACGGAAGCCCGC